Tympanuchus pallidicinctus (lesser prairie-chicken) is the source of this 2331-nucleotide messenger RNA. RefSeq names its product disintegrin and metalloproteinase domain-containing protein 9-like. Gene Ontology annotation, molecular function: metalloendopeptidase activity. The record is from RefSeq and is a predicted model, not a curated record. The coding region runs from base 16 to 2328 and encodes 770 amino acids. Gene Ontology annotation, biological process: proteolysis; male gonad development. Lineage: Eukaryota; Metazoa; Chordata; Aves; Galliformes; Phasianidae. Gene Ontology annotation, cellular component: external side of plasma membrane; sperm head plasma membrane; plasma membrane. The transcript is spliced from 19 exons.
AGGGGAGGGGAGGGAAUGCUUCCCACCUUGGUCCCCAAUGCAGAACCUCUUCCAGGCUUUAGCAGAGCAUCGAGGGUCAUCUACUCCGAAGUGAUGGUGCCAAGGCAGCUGGAGCCGAGGCACGGGGCGGCCACGCAGGACGACGUGGCCUAUUUAAUCGUGGCAGAGGGAAGCUACCACGUCGUCCAUCUGACUCGGGCAAAAAAUCUGGUAGCCAAGGAGCUCCCGGUUUACACAUACGGCCCCAGGGGAGAGCUGAUCACCGAGUUCCCCUACAUCCAGGACGACUGCUUCUAUGAGGGCUUUGUGGAAGGGUCGCCGGGCUCCAUCGUGGCCCUCAGCACCUGCUAUGGGAUCAGAGGAAUUCUGCAGAUCGGGGACCUGCAGUACGAGGUGCAGCCGGUGCAGAACUCCUCCACGUUCCAGCACCUCAUCUAUCGCACAGAGCCAGCAGAGGGCUGGGUCCCACCGUGCCAGCUGCCCACGGAACAGCCAGCCAAGGAUGGAGACCACACCAACGGGAGCAGGGCAAUGCUCAGCGUGGAGGAGGUGCCCGGUUUCGAGAUGCUGCCCAUGUCCACCAGAUACCUGGAAUUAGCUCUGGUCACCAACAAGGAGCUGUUCAAAGCCAACAGACACAACGAGACCCUGAUGCUGCACCUCUUCAUUUCCAUCAGCAACAUCCUGAACACGGUCUACAGGAGCAUGAAGCUGCAGGUCGUCCUCAGCGCGGUGGAGAUGUGGACCUCAGAGGACCAGGUUGCGGCCAGGCAGAGUUUGUCCCAGACGCUGCGGUCCUUCAGCAGCUGGUGCCAGCAGGAUGCUGCAGAUCGCCUCGGCUACGACCACGUGGAGCUGCUGCUCGGUGAGCACUACAAGGAGUGGGGCUUUACCUGGAAGGGGGCGGUGUGCCAGCCCAACUCCGUCGGCGUCGUCUCGUUCUCUGGCCAAGACACCGUCCAAAACGCGAUGACCCUGGCGCACAUGAUGGGCCACAGCUUGGGCUUCAGCCACGACGACGGGAAACAAUUCCAGCACAAAUCCUGCGACUGCAACUGCACCCACAGGGGCUGCAUCAUGGGAUUACGCCCAGGAUCUUGCUUGGCAUUCAGUAACUGCACUCUGAAGGAAUAUUACGAGGAAGUCAUAAGAAAAAACAAACCUUGCCUGCUCAACAUACCGCCUUUAAAACCGUCCCUUUCUGAACACUGCGGCAACGGCGUCCUGGAGAGAGGAGAGCAGUGCGACUGCGGCAAAGACAAGGCAUGCCUCAACGAACGAUGCUGCUCCUCCAACUGCCGGCUCGCCCCAGGAGCUUCCUGCUACAGAGGAGAAUGCUGCCACAAGUGCCGGUUUCAGCCAGCAGGAAAAAUCUGCAGAGCGCACCAGAGCGAGUGUGAUCUGCCAGAGUACUGCAAUGGCAACUCAGCCAGCUGCCCUGUGGAUGUGUUUAAGCAAGAUGGAACUCCAUGUGGCAACAACAACCACUGCUACGAAGGGCAGUGCCACAGCCACGAGGCGCAGUGCAAGGCUCUGUUUGGCAAAGCCGCCCGCCGUGCCCCACUGAGCUGCUUCAGGGACGUGAACGAGCGAGGGGACCGCAGUGGGAACUGCGGCUGGAACGGCACGCACUACACCAAGUGCCUGGAGGGGAACAUCCUGUGCGGGAGAGUGCAGUGCACUAACAUCAAAAGAGUGCCAGUCCGGCAAGACGGCGAGACCGUGGUCCAGACCUUCCUGAACAACCAGCUCUGCUGGGGGCUCGAGUUCCACCUGCCUUUCGACACGCCUGACGACGGCUCGGUGAAGGACGGCACGUCGUGUGGCACAAACAAGAUCUGCAUCAACAGGACGUGUGUCAGCGCAGCUUUCCUCAGCAGCGUUUGCACAGCGAGAAAAUGCCACGGCAAAGGGGUCUGCAACAACAAGAACAACUGUCACUGUGAUUUGGGAUGGGCGCCUCCGGAUUGCAGGGCAAAAGGGUUUGGAGGCAGCGUUGACAGCGGACCGCCUCCCUCUUACUAUGCGUACGGAGCUGCGGUAAAAGCCGCUGGAACGCUGCUUCUUCUCAGCCUGAUUUUGGGCGUUCUGCUGUACAAGAGGGCUGACAUUGCCGGCUGUAUCCGAAGGUGGCGACAUCAAAGACGGGACAGAAGGAACAACCCCACUCCUCCUCCUCCAGAACGGGUAAGCACUGCUCCCACCUCCAUUAAAACUAACGCUCUCGAAGAGGGGGGGUUGGGAAAACAGCAGCUCCUGGCUGCUUUCCUCCCAGCUAUGUUCUUUCCCAGCCAUUCUUGCUCCUCCGGUUCUGCCAGUGCGAGCUGAGAG